Molecule: messenger RNA, 1138 nt
Organism: Drosophila rhopaloa
Lineage: Eukaryota; Metazoa; Arthropoda; Insecta; Diptera; Drosophilidae
Gene: babos
Exons: 3
Coding region: 375-962 (195 amino acids)
Source: RefSeq, a predicted model, not a curated record
CUCGCUGUUGCCCCGAGCGGACGUUUAACGGAAAUUUAAAAAUAUAAAUAAAAAGUAAAAUCAGAAAUACAUCAGAGCUAAAGACAAUUUAUCUUGUGUGUGCGCGAGUUGAAGAACCAAAAAAAAAAUAAUAAAUAAUAGAACAGUUCAAUAGAGAAGUGCUGACUGUGCUAGCCGGAAACCAAAACGCUAAAACGUCAACAUAAUUACGCGGCAAUAUUUUUCGAAGGCCCAAAAAGAUCGACAGAAAUCAAUCGGCCCGAGUGACAUACAUUUCGGAUCGAACAAAAACCAAAAACGCUACCUUUUGGAUACCUAUUUAAUCGCCGAUCGGCGACGAGUGCAGUCCGUAGCCCAAAUAAAUAAAUAACAAUAUGAUGUCCAGACGAGCCCUGCUAAUUGCCGGACUCCUAUUGAUCGUGGGCAGCUCCAUGGUGCUCUCCUUCCCGCAAUCCCCAGCCGAUGAUGAGCAGAUGCAGAACGAUGAGGACUUUGACUACAAUGGAGUUGACCAGAGUGCACCCAGUCCGCAGACGAAGUCCCCGCGUCCCAUUACCAGCGAGAAGGUCAACAAAACUGUGACAGUGAAUGGGAUCCGGGGCCAGGAUGUGGUGCUCAAGUGCGAUGUGGGCACCAAUUUGGACGCCCCAAAUGUCGUAGUGCUGUGGAGUUUCGGGGUUCAUAUUAUCUCCAAUGGCAAAAACGUGGUGCAGCCCAACUAUGCUCUGAACGAAAACUAUGACCUGACCAUCGUAAAGGCGAGUUCCCAGGAGGCCGGCGACUAUAGCUGUAAGGUCCUGCCCAUCGAAUCCGUGGUCAACACGAAAGUAAUCAUUGUCGAUCAAUCCCUGGAUGCGAUCGCACCGGAGAGUUCGGUUUCUGCGGCGGGAUCUUUAAGCAGUUUUCUUGGAUACACGCUCCUCGGAUCGGCAUUAUUGCUCCUGGGGAUGGGCAAACAUUAGCUUAGUUUAGUAUUACGCUGGCAGGUCACUGCCAUCUCUUCUACACUCUCCACUCUUCUCACAGGAAAUGAGCAUUUGAAGUCUUUGUUGAUUGUAAAUUUUUGUAUUUGUAAAGACACAAAAUCAACUUUAUUUAUUAAAUAAAAAAGGAACCAAAGUAUACUAAGCCACCAGCA